Messenger RNA from Talpa occidentalis (Iberian mole), 1291 nucleotides. It is a transcript of the gene VGLL4, whose product is annotated as vestigial like family member 4. The transcript is spliced from 6 exons. Gene Ontology annotation, biological process: negative regulation of DNA-templated transcription. The coding region runs from base 347 to 1219 and encodes 290 amino acids. The record is from RefSeq and is a predicted model, not a curated record. Gene Ontology annotation, molecular function: transcription coactivator binding. NCBI's taxonomy places the organism in Eukaryota, Metazoa, Chordata, Mammalia, Eulipotyphla, Talpidae.
GUUGUAUAUUCAGGAGGUAAAAAGACAAGAGAAAGUGACAAUGUAAAGUAGUGGGAUGGUAUGUCCACUGUUGGCUGAGGGGUUGCAGGUCUGAGAACCUGGUAAGGCAAAGUUUUUGUGUUCAUUUGUGGUGAGGUAUGUUAACUGAGGCUCAUUUGUGAUUGCUUUAGGGAGCCUACCUGAGUUAAUGAAGUCCUUGUGGGAGCUUAACAGAAGAGCGGAGCCAAUUCUGCUCAUCAGUUUGUGACCUUUUUAGUGUCUGUCCACAUUAAACAAAACAAAAAACAACUUAGAAAAUUGGACUGCCUGAUCUGAAGAGUGUAAACUGCCAAGGCUCCAAUCAGGGAUGGAGACACCAUUGGAUGUCCUGUCCAGGGCCGCCUCUUUGGUGCAUGCUGAUGAUGAAAAACGUGAAGCUGCCCUCAGGGGCGAGCCCCGGAUGCAGACCCUCCCGGUGGCAUCUGCCCUCACCAGCCACCGCACAGGUCCCCCGCCCAUCAGUCCCAGCAAGAGGAAGUUUGGCAUGGAGCCUGGGGCAGACGAGUUGGACUGUGACAGUGACCACGUGUCCAAGAUGAGCCGCAUCUUCAGUCCCCACCUGAGCAAGACUGCCAACGGAGACUGCCGAAAAGACCCCCGGGAGCGGAGCCGCAGCCCCAUCGAGCGCGCCGUGGCCCCCACCAUGAGCCUGCACGGCAGCCACCUAUACACGUCCCUCCCCAGCCUCAGCAUGGAGCAGCCCCUCGCACUGACCAAGAACAGCAUGGACACCGGCAGGCCAGCCGGCAUCUCGCCCACGCUGACCCCUGGGGAGCGGCAGCAGAACCGGCCGUCCGUGAUCACGUGCGCGUCCGCCAGCGCCCGCAACUGCAACCUCUCGCACUGCCCCAUCGCGCACAGCGGCUGCGCGCCGGCCGGGCCAGCCAGCUACCGGAGGGCGCCGAGCUCCGCCGCCGCCUGCGACCCCGUGGUGGAGGAGCACUUCCGCAGGAGCCUGGGCAAGAACUACAAGGAGCCGGAGCCGGCGCCCAACUCCGUGUCCAUCACGGGCUCCGUGGACGACCACUUCGCCAAGGCCCUGGGCGACACGUGGCUCCAGAUCAAGGCGGCCAAGGACGGCGCGGCCGGCAGCCCCGAGCCCGCCUCGCGCAGGGCCCAGCCGGCCAGCCCCUCGGCCCACAUGGUCAGCCACGGCCACUCCCCGUCCGUGGCCUCGUGAAGGGCGCGCCCGCCGCGAACAAGACGUGCAUCUGCAUGGUUUGCCUGAGCUUCCCACAGUCAGCGCUUAAAA